AUGGCAACGAGAGGAAUUGCUGCUGCGUGCGUAAUAUGGAAGCACCGAAGAAACCCUUCUCUUCGAUCACUAACUCACAAUUUCAAUCACUUCAAUCCUCAAAUCAUCCCAAGAGGGUUUAAAUAUCAAAUUAGGGCGAUUCAAGGAUCAAAUGCUAACCCUGUUACACAAUUGAAGAACAAAGAGGACCCAAAACCUCAAAAUUGGAAAAUCAAAAUGCUUUACGAUGGAGAUUGCCCUCUCUGUAUGCGUGAGGUUAAUAUGCUUAGGGAAAGGAAUGAAAAACAUGGAAGUAUAAAGUUCGUUGACAUAAGUUCUCAAGAUUAUUCCCCUGAAGAAAAUCAAGGGCUUGAUUACAAAACAGUAAUGGGACAAAUCCAUGCGAUUCAAUCUGAUGGAAAUGUGGUAAAGGGUGUAGAGGCAUUUAGGAGAUUGUAUGAAGAGGUUGGGCUUGGUUGGGUUUACACUAUCACCAAAUUUGAACCAAUAGGAAAGGUAGCUGAUGCUGUGUAUGAUUUUUGGGCUAAAUAUCGACUUCAGGUCACAGGCCGACCGUCUAUAGAAGCCAUUCUCGAAGCAAGAAAGAAAUAUAAGGUAGAGACUUGUGGUGAUAGCAAGGAGUGCAAGAUGUGA
Microthlaspi erraticum is the source of this 633-nucleotide messenger RNA. The record is from the annotation of a GenBank genome assembly. Lineage: Eukaryota; Viridiplantae; Streptophyta; Magnoliopsida; Brassicales; Brassicaceae.